This is a messenger RNA of Actinia tenebrosa (Australian red waratah sea anemone), 906 nucleotides long. RefSeq names its product structure-specific endonuclease subunit SLX1 homolog. Gene Ontology annotation, biological process: double-strand break repair via homologous recombination. Gene Ontology annotation, cellular component: Slx1-Slx4 complex. NCBI's taxonomy places the organism in Eukaryota, Metazoa, Cnidaria, Anthozoa, Actiniaria, Actiniidae. Gene Ontology annotation, molecular function: crossover junction DNA endonuclease activity; 5'-flap endonuclease activity. The record is from RefSeq and is a predicted model, not a curated record.
CGAAAUCUUUAAAAAGAAAGCGUUUUCGCCCCUUCAUUAAAAAAAAUAUAUAUAAAUGGAGGAUAACAAGGUAGGAAGAGGAUUCCAUGGAGUUUAUUUAUUGAACUGCAUAAAUCCAAGGUACAGGGGUCAUACGUACAUUGGAUAUACUGUGAAUCCUGCGAGGAGAAUAAGACAACAUAAUGGCGGUGUGGAUAAAGGAGGAGCGCACAAGACGAGCAAGAAGAAACCUUGGGAGAUGAUAUUGAUAGUACAUGGCUUUCCUAAUGAUGUGAUUGCCCUUCAGUUUGAAUGGGCAUGGCAGAAUCCACAAAGAACUCGCCGCCUUAAACACAUACAACUUACAAAGAGCCAAAAGAYAAAAGAAAGUCGUGUGGCAUUUGCCUUCAGGAUUCUCUCAGAGCUGCUCAGAGUUGGCCCAUGGAAUAGACUACCUUUAACAAUAAGAUGGCUGAUUCAAGACUACAAAAUAGAGUUUGACCCUUGUCGACAACCUCCAGUGCACAUGCCUGUUGCAUAUGGCCAUCUUGAAACUGAAAAACCAAAGAAGAAAAAAGAAGCAGAGGAAGAGGAUUUAAAUAUUCCUGCAUACCAGAGCAAAAGAUGUGCCCAAUGCGCAGCAAAACUUAAGAUUGAAGAAUUCACUGUCCAGUGCCCUAAACCUGAAUGCAAUAUGAUAGCACACACUGUCUGUUUAGCCAAAGCUUUCAUUCGUCAUGAACAUGAAGAUGGGAUAUUCUGUCUUCCUCUGGAGGGAAAAUGUCCUGGAUGUCAGGAGGACCUUUUAUGGAGAGACCUAGUCAAACCAUCAGAAACAGUGAAGGCAGAUGACGACAUAGAUGAUGAGGAACCACACUGGACACAAAACCUAAGACAAUAAUCCUCAACUUCUCAUAAUAUACCAUU